CCCUCGGUGUGCGCCAUGCGGGGCGGGGGCUGCUGCCCGCUGCUGCUGGCGGCGCUGGGCUGGCUGCUGCCGGCGGGGGCGGCGGGCAGCGGGGAGUACUGCCACGGCUGGCUGGACGGGCAGGGCGGCUGGAGGGACGGCUUCCAGUGCCCCGAGCGCUUCGACGGCGGCGACGCCACCAUCUGCUGCGGCAGCUGCGCCCUCCGCUACUGCUGCUCCAGCGCCGAGGCGCGGCUCGACCAGGGAGCCUGCGAUAACGACCGGAGGCACGGAGCCGCCGAGCCCGGACGGCCCGGCAAGGACGGCCCCGACGGGGCGGCAGUGCCCAUCUACGUGCCGUUCCUCAUCGUUGGAUCCGUCUUCGUCGCCUUCAUCAUCCUGGGCUCGCUGGUGGCGGCGUGCUGCUGCAGGUGCCUGCGGCCCAAGCAGGAGCCCCAGCAGAGCCGCGCGCCCGGGGGCACCCGCCUGAUGGAGACCAUCCCCAUGAUCCCCAGCGCCAGCACCUCCCGCGGCUCCUCCUCCCGACAGUCCAGCACCGCCGCCAGCUCCAGCUCCAGCGCCAACUCGGGGGCCAGAGCCCCCCCGACCAGGUCGCAGACCAACUGCUGCUUGCCCGAGGGGACCAUGAACAACGUCUACGUCAACAUGCCGACCAACUUCUCGGUGCUCAACUGCCAGCAGGCCACCCAGAUCGUGCCGCACCAGGGGCAGUACCUGCACCCGCCCUACGUGGGCUACGCCGUCCAGCACGACUCGGUGCCGCUCGCCCCCGUGGCCCCCUUCCUGGACGGUUUGCAGGGUGGCUACAGGCAGAUCCAGUCCCCAUUCCCGCACACCGGCGGCGAGCAGAAGAUGUACCCGGCCGUGACCGUGUAGCGCCGCCGUGUAGCUGCCUCCCCCUCCCCGCCUGACAGGUUUUUCAUAUCCCAGCCGAACAGAGGAGAAAUACUUCCUUGGAACGUAGCUCCCAGAACAUCGCUUGUAAAUAAUUUUGAAAGGCUCAUGCAUGUCAGACAGUGUUUAUAAACCAUUUAUUUUCAUUGGGGUCCGCUGCCAGAAACUGUAGGAUGAUAUCGCUGAAUUAACAUUUCCAGAUACGCUUUCAUUCCAGUGCACGAUUUACAGUGGCGAAGGAUUAUGCUUAAAAAGCAUAUGCAUUAGAGAUCACUGUGCUUGCGAGAUAAAUGCCGGAGCCAUUAAGUGCCCUUCAGGUAUGACAUGGUCAGAAAUAUUUGCCUAAUUAAUUCAUAGAAAGAGUUUCGUUCCACUGUAUGAGACCAUAGUACUUAAGAAACCUCUUCUCUCUUCUCCUCUUCCAAUUCCUUAGUGACAUUUCCCUUUGCUUUACAGACAAUCACCACUGAACCUGAGCAGGGCCGUCGCUCUGUGCUCGGUUCCUGGUACCAGCUCCCAUGGUUUUUUGGGCCCUGGGCCCAGGGUGAGCUGCCACGCGGUGCUCAGUCUUGCAGAGAACAACUUUCCGUGUCCCUGGUAUUUAUGUAGGAACUUGGAGCAGAUGAAUUACUCGGCUCUUACUUCCAGCGCACUUGAAACCCUUCUUGAUUUGAUUUUGCCUCAAGAUCAGGAACUGGUAGUGGUUUGCACAAACUCUUUUCUCUUUGCGGACUUCCUACUAUGAACAGGGUGCGAGGUACUUGCUCCUCCAGCCACCAGCACAAAUUUUCAACUCCGUGACUGCUGUUGGAGCUGAAGCAAUGCUUACAGAGGAAGAUUGUGCUGCGACUUCCAACACGCCUCAUUUGACCUUGCCUCCCAUGAAACAUUCAACCUGUGUGCGCGGGCCUGACGGGCCCAGGCCCUGCCGCGGGCUCGUGAUGGAGCCCACCCAUGGGACCACGUGGAACAGCCUGCCCUGGUCCCACCAAGCCAGCAGGGACUUGCAGAGCUUGGAAAUCCACCCUGGAUUAUUCUUGGGAGCAGAAAUGUCCAGCGAGGUUUAAAAACCUGCAUCGAGGAUGAGGGAAAAGGCCCAAGCAACGCAUGAAAGGCUGCACCUGCAGAGGGGGCAUCGCAGUUGGCAUCGUGUGUUUGUUCGGGUAAAUGCCUCCCGAGUUUGGCCAGGCAACAGCACACGGGAAAUAAUCAGACCGUGCUAAUUGUAAAGUAUCACCCCAGGCGUAUUUAAACGAGCAAAACAGUCCUAAGGGCUGAUUUUGUCUCUUAGAAAACUUGGUCUCUGCAUUUCAGUCCGUUUGUUCUUCAGACUAAAUGCUGCAGCUGUGUACUAAGGGCAAAACCCAGCACUAAGGGCAAUUGCUGUAAGCGGACCAGAGCUGGCAAAAGGUUUCUUGUUUCCGAUACUGUAUCAGUACGUAGCAAUAACUGUGACACUACUAUUUUUUGUAUGUCUCUUUUAAAACCACGCGUUCGCGUGGAAGCGUUGCCAAAUCCGAUGGUUUACUUGUAAACACGCCACACACACACAGGCAGCCUACAGAAGGGAGAAAUGUUUUUGACCACUGAAAUAGGAAAAUGAAUAGGUAAUUUAUACCCGAUCUGCUGUUAUUGGCCGAGAUCUCCCCAUUCAGCGUGUGUGACCUUUACAAAAACGCCAGCUCGCAGGCCCGGCCUUCGCCUCCCGCUGCGCCGAGCGGCGCUGGGAGCAGUGGCCUGCAGGCCCCGUGGUGACAGUGACGGUGACAGUGAUGGUGACAGUGCCAAUACCGGUGCCAGCAGCUCGUCCAAGAGCUGGAGAUACUCGCCCCAUGGUGCCGAGGCGGUGGGCUGUCUCUGCCAGAAGACAAGCCCACCGAUGGAGUGUCCCUGCCAGCCCUGAGUGCCAUCAGCUCUGGCUGCUGCCCGCCGUGCUCCUUGCGCGUCCCCCGACAAGGACACCUGCUCUGACCCGUGAUGUUCAGGUGAAUCUUUGUAUAUUGUUUACUUGUUUUAAUAAAUAAAUAAAUAAAUAAAUAUGAAUAAGUUAAAUUUAAGUCUGUAGAAAUUAAUUUACAGCUGAAGGAAAAGAAACCUGAGUUGUAAUUAAAAGGAAGUUUGUGAGAUGUGCUGUUUUGUUUUUUUUUUUUUUAAUGUCAUGUAUAAUAAUGUAAAACCAAUGUUAACAUUUGAUAUAGCUUUUAAAUCUCUGAAAGGGUGCUUGGUUUAAAGUGUUUCUUACAAAUGAAGAAAAAAGCACCCUUUGUUUCUUAAUAAAUACUUUAUGGUGUGA
Molecule: messenger RNA, 3187 nt
Organism: Cygnus olor (mute swan)
Lineage: Eukaryota; Metazoa; Chordata; Aves; Anseriformes; Anatidae
Gene: SHISA2
Product: shisa family member 2
Exons: 2
Coding region: 16-876 (286 amino acids)
Biological process (GO): negative regulation of fibroblast growth factor receptor signaling pathway; negative regulation of Wnt signaling pathway
Cellular component (GO): endoplasmic reticulum
Source: RefSeq, a predicted model, not a curated record